UUCUGUGAUUAGGUUUCAUUUUAAUAACUUAAUUUUGUGUCCUGCUUCUGAGUUUCUCUGAUUUUUGUUGCAGAAGUCAGUUUAAGUUGCUACAGAUUUUUUUUUUUUUUUAAGGGUUGUUUGGAGUAUGGGAAGAGUCAGGGGAAAGGGAAAGAAGCCAACGAUUAUUGCUUCUCGUGAGGAUUAUGGAAGUGGUGAAGAAUUGAAAAUUCCAGCUUUCAGGAGAAGGGGAAGGCCACAAAAGCCAUUGAAGGAUGAAGUCGAAGAAGAAGAAGCUGAGAAGAUGGUAGAAGAUGGUAAUGAUCCAAAAGUUUCCAUCUGUAGUAAAGAUAUAGGGAAUCAGGCUGCCAUAACAAAUGGAAGGAAGAGGAAGAAAUCCACACAGGCCAAAGAAGAGAAAGACACAGACAAACAUGACAGUAGCAUCGGACUAAAACCAAGUACUGAUGAAUCAAUGAAGUCUGUCGGAUUUCGACAAAAGGGGAGUAGGAGAAAAAGCAAGCCUCGACGGGCUGCUGAAGCUGGUGUUGAAUGCAAGUGAGGUUUGCUUCAUUUUGUAAUGGCCUUGCACCCUUUGCAAUGGCCAUAUAAAUCAUUACCGUAGAGUGUAACUUGUUGGCAUGCACAUGAGUCCGGAUGUUUCUUUUGUUAUAUGCUUUUUUGUUUCUGUCAAUUUUGAUUCAGAGGGUUUUUCCAUUUGGGAAAUAAACUAUCCUGUUUGUAAUCCGCUAUGAAGUUACUUAAUUUAUAUACUUUGUUUUCUCGAAAAAAGAAGUUACAUAUACUCCGGGAGGAUGCUUAAUAGUAAAUGAGCAAAUUUGAGGGACUCAAAGCUAUUUGUAAAAUGAAUCUAAUUACCGAAUAGUGAAAAUUAGUGCAUUGCUGCAGGUUGAGGCUCAGAAAUGAAACAGAAGACUUGAAGCAAGGAAAGGCAUGGAUUAACAAUGUGAAUAAUAUUGGUUAACCGAAGCCUUUCCAGAAGACCUUGCUGCUGUAAUCAAUGGCCGGCUCAGCUGAACUUAGUAAGAUGCCGACAGGUUUACACCGGUCAGUAGCAGUCAUGGUUUGUUAUGAGCACUUUGAGAGAUGUAUAUUCAGU
Pistacia vera is the source of this 1099-nucleotide messenger RNA. RefSeq lists its product as uncharacterized. The transcript has a single exon. Bases 128 to 541 code for a protein of 137 amino acids. The record is from RefSeq and is a predicted model, not a curated record. Lineage: Eukaryota; Viridiplantae; Streptophyta; Magnoliopsida; Sapindales; Anacardiaceae.